This is a messenger RNA of Porites evermanni, 21939 nucleotides long. Lineage: Eukaryota; Metazoa; Cnidaria; Anthozoa; Scleractinia; Poritidae. The record is from the annotation of a GenBank genome assembly.
GAACUUCUGUUAAAACAGGUUUUAUCAGAAGACAAAGUUGUCAGAAGGAAUGCUACCAUGUGUCUUGGAACUAUGGCUCAAAAUGGUUAGUACAAUAGAGCCUUGCACUUCAUGAUUAUGUACAUAAAUGUAAAAAUAGCGGUGAUUUUGCUACAAAUAAGUAAGGUGAGUCCUGGCACUCAUCUUGUCAAAAAUCAUGAGUCCCAGUGCAGAACCAAUGUGUCCCAGUUCAAAAACAACACAUAGUCCUGAAUUGGGGAUUAGCAGUGAAAGUGGUAGUAGUCCUAAAUUGAAAAUGUCUGGGCCUUUAAGUAACCAGACAGUUUUAACAGUUCUUAAAAUCUGAAGGCAGAUUUCAAAACUCUUUUUUAGAGCCUACUGAAAAAUAUAGUCCUUCUAUUUAUAGCACAAAAAUAAAGACUAAAAUAAAUAUGCAUCGUUAAACAACAGCCACAGAAAUCACAACAAUAGGAAAUUCUAAUUGAUUAUGUCUUCAGAUCAAUCGAUCUUUGCAUCCUACAGGACUCAUGUCAUGAAUUAUUUUGUGUCUUUGGGGAUUUUAAUAUGUUGGGGACUCAGGAUGCAGAGGUAACAAAAUCACUGAAAUUAUGGUUUUAAUUAACUGAUUUGGCAGGGUAAUGAGCCACCUGAAAAGAUUCAAAAGUUGAUUUUUGGAGUACUCACCCAUUAUAAAAAUGAAUUACCAACAGCUAUAGUAAGUAUAAACCACAGGUCCACCACCCCUACUUUUAACUUUUUUUUGAGAAUAAUUUUUUAAAGAUUUUUUAUUCUAAUUUUUUAAACACAGUUACUUAAACUACAUGUAAUUUUUUUUCACUUCAGCAAAUGUUAAAAAAGAACUCCGCAAAUUGUCCAGUAUUCAGCCACUGGUGACCCUUCUAGGGCCUGAUGGUAAGUUGAUGUCAAAAUAACCAUAAUUGUAGCAAAGAAAAGUAAAGAGAAAAGAAUGAAAAAUUACUGUGACUCAUACAGAAUUACUAUUUUUAAUUUUUUUGAUUUUUCUGUUGAUUAUUUAGAGGAUGUUUUAUGCCAUGAAUUUGCGAGUUUGGCACUUUCAUCUAUGGCAGGUAAGUUAAUAAAUUAUAGAAUGAUGCUAUUAAGCAUUUCAUAUUGCUUAGAAGAUGUUGAAAUAUUAGUACGGAAAUAUUUCAGACUGUGUAUGACAGAAUUAUAAUGAUAAUGUUUUUAUCUACUUUAAUAAAUUUGUGUUUCAGACACCCAGUGGUGUAUAGAAAAGUUUCAAAACAGCUGUUGGGAGGAGUCCUGCUAUGCUUAUAUGACUUUUUUUCCUUGUAGCUGAGUUUUCUUGCAAAGUGGAGAUAUUUGAACAGGGAGGCCUUGAGCCCAUCAUAAAACUUCUUUCCUCCACUGACUGUGAUGUGCAGGUACGAAGACUGAGAAGAAUCAGAUCUCAGGGCUAAAUCUAAUCUCCUUUAGGAUGAGUUAAACUAAGAAUGCUUGCCAUUCUGUUACAUUUAGUUAAUGGUUAAAUAUUAAAAAAUCGUGCUUAUGCAAGGAUCUGUUUCAUCAUGCAAAUAAAUGGUACAUGUAGUUCUCUUCAGUCUGUACAUGUUUAGAAAAUUAAGUAAUAAAAUUUCUGGUUAUAUACACGGCUGUAUGUAUAGUAAUCUUCUAACACUAGGAAAAAAGUUUCAUCCCGGAGCUCAUCCCAGUUUCUUUCGCUAGAAGCAUGCUAUGGCUGGGAUACUAGUCCAUUGCAGGGUUACCCCCCAGCAGUAUGUCGCUGGUACCCAUUUUGUACACCUGGGUGAAAAGAGAUGAAGUGGAGUAAAGGUCCUUGUCUAAGGAAACAAUGCAACAGGCGAGGCUUAAACCGCAGACCUCUAAAUCCCAAGUUCAAGGUGUUAACUGCUUGGCCACACAUGCCUCCAUGCUAACACUAGGGGACUCUUAGAUUUUUCAAAAUUUAAGGUGGCUCUGAACCUCUUCCAGUCAGUUUUUUUUUACUCUGUAGCCUUCACAGCAAUAGUUAUGGGUGUGCCCAGUGGUAGAUUUGAUUUACUUGUAUAAUAAGCACAUAAAGCUUAAACUUAAGUUUAACUACAGUAAAAAGUAUGGGUGAAGACCUUGAUACUGCAUAUGCCCCAAAAAAUGGAGACAUUAUAAACAGUCCCUGGCACUUUUUGUUUCACUGUCAAGUAUUUUUAUGUUUCUCAGAAAAACUCUGUUGAAGCAAUUUCACUGCUAGUUCAAGAUUACCACAGCAGAUCUGCCAUACGAGAAAUGAAUGGUGAGUAUCAGUGGACUGUUAUAAUGUUAUAGUCAUCUGUGAAUUUGUUAACUGUGAGUGUGCUAUAAAUUUAGUUCCCCUGGCCUUAAGACUUAAGUGGCAUUUGUUCCCUCGCUAUGUUGGGGUGAAGAGACAGCUGUCAUUUCAGGGUAGUGUAUCAUGCCCCCUCUCCCACUAAAAUAAUAAACUGGAUAUAAUUAUCUCAUUGUUAUUAUUAACUAUUAUUACAAUGAAGUUAUGAAUAUAUGAAAAUCAUAGCCUGAAUUUUUUUUUCACAGCUGCAAAAGUUGCGUCUAUAGCUGCAAUGAUCUUCUUUCAUAUUAUUGUUACUACAAUAUUUGAACAUUUAUUUUAUGAAUGGAUUAUAUUAAUAUCUGAUUAUCGCUCUUAGGGUUGCAACCUCUUUUGGCAUUACUAGAUUCAGAGUAUGCCAUCAUUCAACAGCUGGCACUGGAGAGUUUGAUCCAAAUUUCUCUUGAUGGUAAUUGAUUAAUACACUGUUUAUUGUUAUUUAUUGUCUUAUAUAAUUUUAUUUAAGACAACUAAUAUUAUGUACAAGUGUGCUCUAGGAAAAUCUGAGCCCAAGAAUCCAGGUUGUCCAACAAAUACGUUGUACAUGACAUAUUGUAUACUUGUAAAUAAAUUUUAAAAGUGGCAUUUUUUGUCACCCUUGGGCAAAUUAAAUAUCUGUAUUUAAGCUGCAAUGAAGAUGUCAUCAGGAAGGUAGUGCUAGUGAACAUUAUGGUGCAUUCCGUAGAAAACCUGUGGAGACUAGUUUUGCAUUUUUUGUUUUACCAGCUGAUAACAGAGGAGCUUUGAGGGACCUUGAAGGACUUGAAAAACUCGUUGAAUUUGUUGGAAAUAAGGUAAGUGUUGAAAAUGCUCUUGUCAAAUUGAGGAAAUGAAAAAAUAUAUACAUGUGUCUAAUGUGUGACUUCUUGCAGGAAUAUGAGGAUUUACAUGUGCAAGCUUUGCAAGUGUUGUCGAACUGUCUUCAGGAUGUAGAGAGUAUGCAGGUAGUUUACCUUUCAUUUCUCACAUGUUUAAUGGACUUUUUGUAGUAAUGUAAAGUGGGGGUAGUCUUUCUCGAAGUCCUUCCCUGUUACAGCUGUAUGCAUUCAGUUUUUGCACUUUGCUUACACUUUUUGCUUUCCUCACAUGACUUUUGCUGCUCAAUUUUUAGAGAAGUUUAGAUAGGAGAUCACUCUUUGUUGGUUUUCUUUCUAAAAUCUGCUUCAUGGGAUAGAUUUAAAAGGUUUAAAGAGCAAAAAUGUCUGGACAUUAAGUUCCUUCCUUCCUAGCCUUUCACUAUUGGCUUCUAGAUUGUUACUUGAAACUUUUGAAUCUUUUUAGCUUAUUCAGACCUCUGGUGGAUUACAAAAACUUCUUGCAUUUGCUGCCGAAUCCACCAUUCCUGAAGUCCAGCAGCAUGCGGUAUGUUCUUUUAAUAAUUAUUAUGUUUAACCAGAAGCAUAUGCUUCUGGUUUAAGACAUAGAUCAUUCUCAGUAAAUGUGCAUUUAUGUAGUCUAAUUUGGUGGAACAGUUACCAACAAAAAUCAAGAGCUAAAGCCUCAAAUUGUGAUGAUCCUUAGGUCAUUCAAGCCCCUGGCAAGAUUGUAGCUCACAAUAAGCCUUUCCCGGGGCUUAGAGUUUGGGGAAAAACCUGUCAUAGCUGUUAUAUGAAGGGCCUAUAGAAAAAUAAUUUUAUAUUUUAAAUUGGUUAAAUGCUAGCCUGAAUUUCAGCUGUCUUUUUAAGUUGCAAUCUCCCAAGAGAGAUAACGCCUCUUCCCAGGUAACUGAAGGAGCAGAGGAGUCAGAUAAAAUUCAGGCUAGCAGAAUGCUUAAAAAAAUCCAGAGGUAUUGUUUAAUAAACAAGCAGGCAUGUUAUUUUAUAAGUCAGAAAAAUGAUUUCACCCUUUAAUUUGUAAUAUCCACAAUUUGUCAAAAGAUCAAAGCAUUUCUUUCCCUUUGGUGAUCACUUUAAUAAUUCUUGCAACCUUUCUACAUGUUUAUGUAUUGAUUUUGUUAGGAGAAAUUUGAUAUUGGUUACCCUUAGGACUAAAAGGGUUAGGACAUGAAGACUGAACCGCCAGUUUAUUGAUCAUCCCCAUACACUUACAGAUCCCACAGAUCUGUACUGUUGAAUUAUUUUAACAAGAAAGACUGAAGCUAAAUUCUCAACCUUGUUUUAUCAUGGUUAAAGCCACUCAAUUUUAAAGAACUUUUUUAGUAUUGUAUUUCCCCAUGAAAUGACCUACGCGGAUAAGUGUGCCAAGGGAAAAUAUGGUUACCAGAAAGGCUAGCUAUGUAUAUUUAUGUUUCUUAUAACUUUGUCUUAUUUCAGGCAAAAGCUAUAGCCUUAGCAGCAAAGAACGGUAAGCUUGAAUUCUUUAAGUUUCCAGUUUAUUUAUGUCCAGAUCUUGGAGUUUUGGCAUAAUUAAGCACUUCAGCGUGAAAAAUAAUAAUGUACUGCACGAUUUUGUUGAUUGCCAUGUUUCAUUUUAUUGAUUUGUUUUUCCUUUACAAUUUAUCAAAGCCUCCUUAGGCAUCCAGCCCUAAUAACCACUCUUGUCUAAGCUCACAGGACUCAACAGGAAUCUAACAGAUACUACUUUUCUUAGGUGAAAAUCGAAAGAUAUUCCAUGAGCAAGAAUGCGAGAAAACAUUGAUAACACUUCUUGCUACCGAUGUGAGUUGUGGCAGAAGCCUGUUACCCUAAAAAGCUCCUUUUUCUGGUUAUUGUUGUUGUUUAACAUUUUGUUUCUUACAUAGACUACGAGCAGUCUCUCUUUUUAAUCAGAUUUUUUGAGGGAAGUGCACAAGUGCCCAAGCAUUGAGCGGCAAAGCCUCGAGAUGCAAACAAGGGCAGCACCCCAAGGAGAAAAACAGAGAGUCUCUUCAUUCAUUCCAGUUACGCACGCAUCUAUGUUUGUCCUCUCAAUCGCGACAUUUACAUUUACAUUUACAUUUACCUGUUCAUUUUUGUCUCCUGUGUUUCACUGGACAAACUAGAACCUGAUGAGACUGCUCGAAGUCUGUGUCUUUCAUGUCAGUAUGACUGACAUCUUAAUCUUUCUAGACAUCCCUGGUCAUCCCAGUCGUCCCUAGUCAUCCCUUCUCAUCCUUAGUCAUUUCAGUCAUCCCAGUCAUCCUACUCUUCCCUUCUCAUCCUUAGUCAUUUCAGUCAUCCCAGUCAUCUCAGUCAUCCUUGUCAUUCCAGUCAUCCCUGGUCAUCCCAGUCAUCACUAGUCAUUUCAGUCAUCCCAGUCAUUUCAGUCAUCCUAGUCAUCCCAGUCAUUCCUACUCAUCCCAGUAAUUCCUAGCAAUCCCUAGUCAUCCCAAGUCAUCUCAGUCAUCCCAAUAAUCCUAUUCAUCCCAUUCAUCCUUAGUCAUCCCAGUCAUCCCUAGUCAUCCCCAGUCAUCCCCAGUCAUCCCUAGUCAUCCUUAGUCAUCCAAGUCCUCCCAAGCAUCCCAGUCAUCCCUAGUGAUCCCUAGUCAUAUUAGUCAUCCCUAGACAUCCCAGUCAUCCUUAGUCAUCCCUACACAUCCUAGUCAUCCCUAGUGAUCCCAGUCAUCCUUAGUCAUCCCUUGUCAUCCCUAGUCAUCCGUAGUCAUUCUAGUGAUUCUGGGCAGUCAUCCUAGUCAUUCCUAGUCAUCCCUAGUCAUCCCUAGUCAUCCCUAGUCAUCCCUAGUCAUCCCAGUCAUCCCUAGUCAUCCCUAGUCAUCCCAGUCAUCCCUAGUCAUCCCUAGUCAUCCCAGUCAUCCCUAGUCAUCCCUAGUCAUCCUAGUCAUCCCUAGUCAUCCCUAGUCAUCCCUAGUCAUCCCAGUCAUCCCUAGUCAUCCCUAGUCAUCCCAGUCAUCCCUAGUCAUCCCUAGUCAUCCCAGUCAUCCCUAGUCAUCCCUAGUCAUCCUAGUCAUCCCUAGUCAUCCCUAGUCAUCCCAGUCAUCCCUAGUCAUCCCUAGUCAUCCCAGUCAUCCCUAGUCAUCCCUAGUCAUCCCAGUCAUCCCUAGUCAUCCCUAGUCAUCCCAGUCAUCCCUAGUCAUCCCUAGUCAUCCCAGUCAUCCCUAGUCAUCCCUAGUCAUCCCAGUCAUCCCUAGUCAUCCCUAGUCAUCCCAGUCAUCCCUAGUCAUCCCUAGUCAUCCCAGUCAUCCCUAGUCAUCCCUAGUCAUCCCAGUCAUCCCUAGUCAUCCCUAGUCAUCCCAGUCAUCCCUAGUCAUCCCUAGUCAUCCCAGUCAUCCCUAGUCAUCCCUAGUCAUCCCAGUCAUCCCUAGUCAUCCCUAGUCAUCCCAGUCAUCCCUAGUCAUCCCUAGUCAUCCCAGUCAUCCCUAGUCAUCCCUAGUCAUCCCAGUCAUCCCUAGUCAUCCCUAGUCAUCCCAGUCAUCCCUAGUCAUCCCUAGUCAUCCCAGUCAUCCCUAGUCAUCCCUAGUCAUCCCAGUCAUCCCUAGUCAUCCCUAGUCAUCCCAGUCAUCCCUAGUCAUCCCUAGUCAUCCCAGUCAUCCCUAGUCAUCCCUAGUCAUCCCAGUCAUCCCUAGUCAUCCCUAGUCAUCCCAGUCAUCCCUAGUCAUCCCUAGUCAUCCCAGUCAUCCCUAGUCAUCCCUAGUCAUCCCAGUCAUCCCUAGUCAUCCCUAGUCAUCCCUAGUCAUCCCUAGUCAUCCCUAGUCAUCCCUAGUCAUCCCAGUCAUCCCUAGUCAUCCCUAGUCAUCCCUAGUCAUCCCUAGUCAUCCCUAGUCAUCCCAGUCAUCCCUAGUCAUCCCUAGUCAUCCCUAGUCAUCCCAGUCAUCCCUAGUCAUCCCUAGUCAUCCCAGUCAUCCCUAGUCAUCCCUAGUCAUCCCAGUCAUCCCUAGUCAUCCCUAGUCAUCCCAGUCAUCCCUAGUCAUCCCUAGUCAUCCCAGUCAUCCCUAGUCAUCCCUAGUCAUCCCAGUCAUCCCUAGUCAUCCCUAGUCAUCCCAGUCAUCCCUAGUCAUCCCUAGUCAUCCCAGUCAUCCCUAGUCAUCCCUAGUCAUCCCAGUCAUCCCUAGUCAUCCCUAGUCAUCCCAGUCAUCCCUAGUCAUCCCUAGUCAUCCCAGUCAUCCCUAGUCAUCCCUAGUCAUCCCAGUCAUCCCUAGUCAUCCCUAGUCAUCCCAGUCAUCCCUAGUCAUCCCUAGUCAUCCCAGUCAUCCCUAGUCAUCCCUAGUCAUCCCAGUCAUCCCUAGUCAUCCCUAGUCAUCCCAGUCAUCCCUAGUCAUCCCUAGUCAUCCCAGUCAUCCCUAGUCAUCCCUAGUCAUCCCAGUCAUCCCUAGUCAUCCCUAGUCAUCCCAGUCAUCCCUAGUCAUCCCUAGUCAUCCCAGUCAUCCCUAGUCAUCCCUAGUCAUCCCAGUCAUCCCUAGUCAUCCCUAGUCAUCCCAGUCAUCCCUAGUCAUCCCUAGUCAUCCCAGUCAUCCCUAGUCAUCCCUAGUCAUCCCAGUCAUCCCUAGUCAUCCCUAGUCAUCCCAGUCAUCCCUAGUCAUCCCUAGUCAUCCCAGUCAUCCCUAGUCAUCCCUAGUCAUCCCAGUCAUCCCUAGUCAUCCCUAGUCAUCCCAGUCAUCCCUAGUCAUCCCUAGUCAUCCCAGUCAUCCCUAGUCAUCCCUAGUCAUCCCAGUCAUCCCUAGUCAUCCCUAGUCAUCCCAGUCAUCCCUAGUCAUCCCUAGUCAUCCCAGUCAUCCCUAGUCAUCCCUAGUCAUCCCAGUCAUCCCUAGUCAUCCCUAGUCAUCCCAGUCAUCCCUAGUCAUCCCUAGUCAUCCCAGUCAUCCCUAGUCAUCCCUAGUCAUCCCAGUCAUCCCUAGUCAUCCCUAGUCAUCCCAGUCAUCCCUAGUCAUCCCUAGUCAUCCCAGUCAUCCCUAGUCAUCCCUAGUCAUCCCAGUCAUCCCUAGUCAUCCCUAGUCAUCCCAGUCAUCCCUAGUCAUCCCUAGUCAUCCCAGUCAUCCCUAGUCAUCCCUAGUCAUCCCAGUCAUCCCUAGUCAUCCCUAGUCAUCCCAGUCAUCCCUAGUCAUCCCUAGUCAUCCCAGUCAUCCCUAGUCAUCCCUAGUCAUCCCAGUCAUCCCUAGUCAUCCCUAGUCAUCCCAGUCAUCCCUAGUCAUCCCUAGUCAUCCCUAGUCAUCCCAGUCAUCCCUAGUCAUCCCUAGUCAUCCCUAGUCAUCCCAGUCAUCCCUAGUCAUCCCUAGUCAUCCCAGUCAUCCCUAGUCAUCCCUAGUCAUCCCAGUCAUCCCUAGUCAUCCCUAGUCAUCCCAGUCAUCCCUAGUCAUCCCUAGUCAUCCCAGUCAUCCCUAGUCAUCCCUAGUCAUCCCAGUCAUCCCUAGUCAUCCCUAGUCAUCCCAGUCAUCCCUAGUCAUCCCUAGUCAUCCCAGUCAUCCCUAGUCAUCCCUAGUCAUCCCAGUCAUCCCUAGUCAUCCCUAGUCAUCCCAGUCAUCCCUAGUCAUCCCUAGUCAUCCCAGUCAUCCCUAGUCAUCCCUAGUCAUCCCAGUCAUCCCUAGUCAUCCCUAGUCAUCCCAGUCAUCCCUAGUCAUCCCUAGUCAUCCCAGUCAUCCCUAGUCAUCCCUAGUCAUCCCAGUCAUCCCUAGUCAUCCCUAGUCAUCCCAGUCAUCCCUAGUCAUCCCUAGUCAUCCCAGUCAUCCCUAGUCAUCCCUAGUCAUCCCAGUCAUCCCUAGUCAUCCCUAGUCAUCCCAGUCAUCCCUAGUCAUCCCUAGUCAUCCCAGUCAUCCCUAGUCAUCCCUAGUCAUCCCAGUCAUCCCUAGUCAUCCCUAGUCAUCCCAGUCAUCCCUAGUCAUCCCUAGUCAUCCCAGUCAUCCCUAGUCAUCCCUAGUCAUCCCAGUCAUCCCUAGUCAUCCCUAGUCAUCCCUAGUCAUCCCUAGUCAUCCCUAGUCAUCCCUAGUCAUCCCAGUUAUCCCUAGUCAUCCCAGUCAUCCCUAGUCAUCCCUAGUCAUCCCUAGUCAUCCCAGUCAUCCCUAGUCAUCCCUAGUCAUCCCAGUCAUCCCUAGUCAUCCCUAGUCAUCCCAGUCAUCCCUAGUCAUCCCUAGUCAUCCCUAGUCAUCCCAGUCAUCCCUAGUCAUCCCUAGUCAUCCCUAGUCAUCCCAGUCAUCCCUAGUCAUCCCUAGUCAUCCCUAGUCAUCCCAGUCAUCCCUAGUCAUCCCUAGUCAUCCCUAGUCAUCCCAGUCAUCCCUAGUCAUCCCUAGUCAUCCCUAGUCAUCCCAGUCAUCCCUAGUCAUCCCUAGUCAUCCCUAGUCAUCCCAGUCAUCCCUAGUCAUCCCUAGUCAUCCCUAGUCAUCCCAGUCAUCCCUAGUCAUCCCUAGUCAUCCCUAGUCAUCCCAGUCAUCCCUAGUCAUCCCUAGUCAUCCCUAGUCAUCCCAGUCAUCCCUAGUCAUCCCUAGUCAUCCCUAGUCAUCCCAGUCAUCCCUAGUCAUCCCUAGUCAUCCCUAGUCAUCCCAGUCAUCCCUAGUCAUCCCUAGUCAUCCCUAGUCAUCCCAGUCAUCCCUAGUCAUCCCUAGUCAUCCCUAGUCAUCCCAGUCAUCCCUAGUCAUCCCUAGUCAUCCCUAGUCAUCCCAGUCAUCCCUAGUCAUCCCUAGUCAUCCCUAGUCAUCCCAGUCAUCCCUAGUCAUCCCUAGUCAUCCCUAGUCAUCCCAGUCAUCCCUAGUCAUCCCUAGUCAUCCCUAGUCAUCCCAGUCAUCCCUAGUCAUCCCUAGUCAUCCCUAGUCAUCCCAAGUCAUCCGUAGUCAUCCCUAGUCAUCUCUAGUCAUCCCUAGUCAUCCCUGUCAUCCCUAGUCAUUCCAGUCAUUCCAGUCAUUCCUAGGCAUUCCUAGUCAUCCCUAGUCAUCGUUAGUCAUCCCAGGCAUCCUUAGUCAUCCCUUGUCAUCCCAGUCAUCCCAGUCAUCCCUAGUCAUCCCUAGUCAUCCGAGUCAUCCUUAGUCAUCCCUAGUCAUCCCUAGUCAUCCCUAGUCAUCCCAGUUAUUCUUAGUCAUCCAUAGUCAUCCAUAGUCAUCCUCAGUCAUCCCAGUCAUCCCAGUCAUUCUUAGUCAUCCCUAGUCAUCCCAGUCAUCCCUAGUCAUCCCUAGUCAUCCCUAAUCAUCCCUAGUCAUUCCAAUCAUCCCUAGUCAUUCCUAGUCAUCCGUACUCAUCCCAAUCAUCCCUAGUCAUCCCCAGUCAUCUCUAGUCAUCCCUAGUCAUCCCAGUCAUCCCUAGUCAUCCCUAGUCAUGCCUUGUCAUCUCAGUCAUCCUUAGUCAUCCCUAGUCAUGCCUAUUCAUCCCUAGUCAUCCCAGUCAUCCCUAGUCAUCCCUAGUCAUCCCAGUCAUCCCUUGUCAUCCCUAAUCAUCCCAGUCAUCCCUUGUCAUCCCUUGUCAUCCCAGUCAUCCCUAAUCAUCCCCAGUCAUCCCAGUCAUCCCUAGUCAACCCUAGUCAUCCCUUGUCAUCCCUUGUCAUCCUUUGUCAUCCCUAGUCAUCCUAGUCAUUCCUAUUCAUUCCUAGUCAUCCCUAGUCAUCCCUUGGCAUCCCUUGUCAUUCUUUGUCAUCCCUAGUCAUCCUAGUCAUUCCUAUUCACCCCAGUCAUCCCUAGUCAUCCCAGUCGACUCCUGCUUGCAUAUAUUGCACAAUUUAUUUAUAAUUGCAUUAGUUUGGAGAGAAGUUUUGAUCAACCGGUCUCUUGAGGAUGAUGUUGUGAUAGAAAUCUUUUUUAGUAAAUGUUUGUGGGAAAAACAAACAAACAACGCAUUUUUUAAGUUUUCACAUCAUCAUAAAACUCGAUUUAGGUCUCUUUCUCCCGGUUGGUCUUUCUACCUCCCUGUGGUGGAAGGGGGAGAUGAAAGAUCGUGGAAAAGGGGUUUAUCCAAGGCACGUUGCCAAAGUGGCCUAUACAAUGAGUCUAGAAGAUGAGUCUGGAUGAAAUCAUAUGGUGUUAUAGGUCAAAGGAAGCUCUUUAAGGGGUAUUUCGCAUGUUACUAUAUGGUUUUAACGCAAUUUUACGAAGGAAAAUUGUAAAUUUUACCUUGAAUUUGUAAUUCUUGGCAGCUAGAGGGUAAAAUUUACAUCCAAGUUUGCGAGAUUAAAACUGACUUUCUGCUAUUGUACUUACUAGAACCCUGGGGUCCAGGCCUCAGCAUCUUUAGCUCUGGCAGUUAUGUCCGAGAAUCUCAGCAGUAGAGACGUGGUAGGAAAACUGGGUAAGAGUUCUCUCUUGUUUUGUAUAGUUUGCAGUAACUGUCAGCUUGCUGUUAGCAAUUGAGUAUUUCUAGAACUACAGCAAGUGUAUCGCCCUUAUUGUUAUUUUGUUAGCACAUUGACGUUUCUAUGGGGUUUGCCUUGUAUAGCAUUUAGCGUUUUUGGAUGAUAUUCCAAAGAGGGGUCAAAGAAGUGAGCUGGAAAAACGAUGCAACAAAUGUUGCAUAUUGUUUGGCGAGAUAGAGGUAGUUGAGGCGAUUUGAGGUGUGUUUUGGAUGGUUCGAGUGUUGAGAAGUCACCUCCGAUAACUCCGAAAUAGAGUUGAGACGGAGGUCUUUUGGGGUUAUUAUAUGUUUCUGGGAAACUACCCACCGACCCCUCUCCUAAGCCAACAUUUUGCCCUGAGUGAGAAGUAAUCCGUAUUUUGUAUAGAUACCGGGAAAAUGGAUCUAAAAGGUGAAAUAUGAUGUAACNUCCAAGGCACGUUGCCAAAGUGGCCUAUACAAUGAGUCUAGAAGAUGAGUCUGGAUGAAAUCAUAUGGUGUUAUAGGUCAAAGGAAGCUCUUUAAGGGGUAUUUCGCAUGUUACUAUAUGGUUUUAACGCAAUUUUACGAAGGAAAAUUGUAAAUUUUACCUUGAAUUUGUAAUUCUUGGCAGCUAGAGGGUAAAAUUUACAUCCAAGUUUGCGAGAUUAAAACUGACUUUCUGCUAUUGUACUUACUAGAACCCUGGGGUCCAGGCCUCAGCAUCUUUAGCUCUGGCAGUUAUGUCCGAGAAUCUCAGCAGUAGAGACGUGGUAGGAAAACUGGGUAAGAGUUCUCUCUUGUUUUGUAUAGUUUGCAGUAACUGUCAGCUUGCUGUUAGCAAUUGAGUAUUUCUAGAACUACAGCAAGUGUAUCGCCCUUAUUGUUAUUUUGUUAGCACAUUGACGUUUCUAUGGGGUUUGCCUUGUAUAGCAUUUAGCGUUUUUGGAUGAUAUUCCAAAGAGGGGUCAAAGAAGUGAGCUGGAAAAACGAUGCAACAAAUGUUGCAUAUUGUUUGGCGAGAUAGAGGUAGUUGAGGCGAUUUGAGGUGUGUUUUGGAUGGUUCGAGUGUUGAGAAGUCACCUCCGAUAACUCCGAAAUAGAGUUGAGACGGAGGUCUUUUGGGGUUAUUAUAUGUUUCUGGGAAACUACCCACCGACCCCUCUCCUAAGCCAACAUUUUGCCCUGAGUGAGAAGUAAUCCGUAUUUUGUAUAGAUACCGGGAAAAUGGAUCUAAAAGGUGAAAUAUGAUGUAACUAUUUCCAGAGUGACAGUAACGAUUUCGUUUGAUUCCAGACGGUAUUCCGCCAUUAAUUAAUCUACUCAACAACGACAACCCUGAUGUAAAAGAAGGCGCAACACUCGCUCUGGCUAACAUAACCACUGCUAACAACACAAAUUGCGGGUAAGUUUAUUUGUUUUUAGAUGUUUGCUGACCAAGACAGACACUCAUUCCGUUUCCCUAUUGUAUUAAAAGAAAUCUAAGUAUAAAAUGAGAAAAACAGUGUUGACUUAAGAACCUCUUCUGUUAACACUUUCACUCUUAUCGGUGACCAAAGUAAAAAUUCCCAUUUUUUUAGUAGUACGUGAAAGUUCGACCGAAGAGGUUUCGUAUGAAUAGCAAGUCGCCCGAAGGUCAUCUCUCGUUGUAAAGUCGAACGUCAUGUUAGGGUGAAGUUUUGUUAAAAACAAAUUCGCCCGCUAUGAAGUAUUCCAGAAAUAUCACUGUGACUUAUGCUAACAAUAGCUUUCAGGAACGCAAUAAUCGUGAUACAGUAGGAAGUUCUCCUAACCGACACUCAGCCGCCUUCAGAUAACCCCGUUUUUCUUAACUCCUAUUCAAACUCUGUAUUUUUACAUUCCCAAAAGCGGCCAGUUCCAGUUGAGGACACUUUUUUCGCGUUUCGAGGAUAUCCGCUUACGAGAGCUUCCGCUUACGGUCCGUUUUGACGUUUUAUGUGUUUGUAGUGACGUGGUAGACAAGGGAGGUGUUGAACCGCUGAUCACUCUUCUGAAUGACCCCAAGCAGCUGGUUCAAGCCAAUGCUGCUGUGUGCCUCACCAAUCUAGCUACUGAAGGUAUGUUAAGUUACAGAUUUUGUAGGGAGGGGAGAGUGGAAGGGGUGUAAGUGGUGUGCAGUAUUGAAUUUCCCCUACCCCACCCCUCACUUCCGUCUUCAAUUCGAUCAAAGUACACUGGAGUUAUCCGUUAUCGCAUUUUUUGUCCUUGAAUUAGUUGGAUCACUAAUAGAGAGCUUCAGAUUUGAGGACAAGAGUACAAGUACAAGAUUUAAAUCAAAGAUUUUGCGCUUGUUCUCCAAAAAAAAGAAAAAGAUACCCCGGAAAGCUUCAUUUUACUUUUUUUCACCAAAAAAGUUAGUACGGUUAUUUAUAGUGAAGGAGGUUAAGCCCUCUGCCAAUAGAAAAAUGAUAAAACUUCUUACAUUUGAUAACUUGUUCCCGCCACUACCACAUUCUCACUAAAACUCGUAGUAGAAUGACGACGGCUACCACGUUUUCCCGCUAAAAUGACGCUGAUUCACGCGUGAGCAAUACUCAGUAUUGAGAAAACCUCGUACUCAUAGUCGUCCUCAUCUCAGAAUCUAAAGCUCUGUAAUGGUUUGUGUUUCCUAAAAUUCCUCAUUGGUUUCGUGAAUCUUCUUUUAGAGUCUUGGAGAUCCGAGAUUCAGCAGAGAGGAGUUGUUCCAGCUCUUGUCCAAGCGUUACAGUCUAAGUAAGUAGAAACAUUUUGAAAAUCCAGAAUACCUUUGUUCAGGACGAAUUAUCUCUGAUCGAUUAUGAUAGCCGAUAAACGUAGUGAAUUUUGUAAUGUAAAACUCACAAGAACCUGUUCAUACGGAGCCGUCACACAUAACCUAUAGUGAAUAGCCCAAUUCUUACCAUGAAAUUCACAACUGCACCACUUCAACCAGAUCUUCAAAUGAUGAAUAUUAUUUCUUUUGUACAGUGCCGCAAUAGUGCAAAGUAAAGCUGGAAUCGCUGUGGCUGCCUUCGUGUGCGACGCUGACUCAAGAAAUGAGGUGAGCAUAACACUGACUUUUAGAGUCCAUUCUAAAGGUUUGUAUUGUAAUUGUGAUCGUUAAUCUUAACUUAAAAGGAGUUUUCCCUUCUGAUACUUGACAAUAUUAAAGGGGUUCAGAAUGCGGUUCACAUGCGAACAAGUACGAUUACACCUAACCCAUCUAUUGACCUUGCACUUACGCUAUGCUACUGAGCGAAAAAGACCACAACGCACGAAAAAAAAAAGAAUAGAAGGACAAAACAUUCGAUUACAAUCUACGUACUACUUUUGAUUCCAGCUUCCUCUUGCAAAGUGAUGGUUACGACUCGAACUGUCUCUCUAGUUGCACUUGUCAACCUUCAAAUUACUGUGACAGUAGGGAACUUAAGCAAACAAGAACGCUGACGUCCGGCGCCAGCUUGCAUAAAACGUUCUUAAGAUAAGAGGGUUCUUAACUUUUGUUCUGACACAAUAACCUAUUGUUUUAAGAUAAUAACUACGAGUUCCCUUAAUCUUAAGAUGUUUUUUUGCAACCCGACCCCGGACGUCAUGAAUAACAACUGGAAGUUCGAUGUCUCGCAUAACGAAUCUGAAUUCCUUUGCCUGCUCAACGAAUUUGCAGAGUCAGAGCACUGAAAGAGAGAAAUCACUUUUUGACGCUCGGGACGUCAACGUUCUCGGUGCUUAAGGACCCUAGUUACUAUUAAUAUUAACCCUAGAACAUGUUGAAAACCUUAACGCGUAUAUUUUGGACGCGUAAUGUAGGCUAUCACUAGCAGAAGUUUAUAUUUUUUUCUGUCUCAUUUGCUCUGACAGUUCCGCGCGGAAGGUGGCCUUCCUCGUCUGGUUGAGUUAUUGCGUUCAGGCAAUGAUGAUGUAAGACGGAGCGUGGCCUGGGCCGUGCUUCAGUGUGGUAACGAUUUACCAACCGCUACGGAGAUUUGUAGACUGGGGUGAGAAAAAAUUUUGCGAUAGAAAUUCUUUGAUUUUCUUUGUUUUUGAAAGUUUUCAAGAAGAACCUAAAUCAGGAGAUGGGCUCCUGCCUAAAUCUGAUGCUCAGCUGAUAAAUGGGGUAUUAAGAAUGUUUUUGCGGCUUUUUGUCCGUAAUUAAGUUGUAUGAUGCAGUUCGGUUAUUUCAUUUUUAUGUUAUUUAUUAUUUUUGCCUUUCGUUAAUUGGGUAAGUUGUGGUCAAAACUUUUUGAUGGUUUAAAAUUUUGUCAUAGCUAAAGACAAAGGCAAAAACUUUAAGCUGAUUUUUGUGAGAAAUUUCAAAUCAUGCAAAAAUGUUAAACAUGUGCAUAUUGGCCCAUAAAUCAGCCUUAACCCUUUAAGCCGUGAGAGUGAUCAGAAUGAAAUUCCUCCUUGUAAUAUCCCUGCUCCAUAAAAUAAGGUGAUCAGGAGAAUUGAGGAUCAAUGAUCACAAAGGAUGAAUCUAAUUGGUGCUUCAACAAAUUUCUCCCCACUACUUCUAGUGAAUGAAAACUUAUAGGGACAUUCAAUGAGAAUUUGAGUUUUGAUAUUAGGGUUUGUCUGCUUUAAUCUGUAGUGGUUUGGAUGUGUUAGGAGAGAUUUCCUUGUCCAGUUCUCGCCAGUCUGGUUUUGCGAAAGCCGCCAUGGAAUGUCUCCUGGACAGUAACCUUCCCGCAAAGUACGCUCUGACAGGCUGUCUAAGUUCUAACAACAUCAUACAGGAUGGAUUCUACGAUUGUGGACCGGUAAACAUUCUGUUCAAGUUAAGCGCACAGAUCGCUCUAGCAAUUUAUGAGACAGAACGGAAGAAAGUUUCUCGGCAGUCGGUUCGAGAGACCACGAUGGCGCACUUGUUUUUGUAGCAGAUAAGUAGUGAGAAAAUUAUACGAGACAGAGCAGCUGGGAUUAAAAUGUGAAACGUAAUCGCCCUUUCUGUUCUUGGUUAAAUUCUCUCCACCGUCUUUCUGUCACCGCUGACUUUCAAUUUCAGUUUUCGCCCGAAGAAUAGUAAACAUUCAAACAAACAAAAGUAUAGAAAUAAUAAUAAUAAAUUAAACACGCAUCAAUAAGAACUUCGCGGCUGGUUUGCCGCAAAGCUCCUGUAAUAUGUCUCGAAAUGCCAGUCACAAGACUUUUGCUCAUUUCAAACAAAAUUGUGCAGCCAAUUCUUUUUAGUGACGUCAUAAACGGUUUUGACGCAACGCACGCGCAUGUAUUUUUCUUCCUUCGCGCGCGCCUUACUCUGCCUUACGGAAUAGACAAAAAAACGGAAUUCUCGAACGUUAGUCUUUUGACUGAGUUUGCUGUCGAGGAAAAAAAACAAUGUCGCCUAUUUCUAUCGGAAACUGUAACAUAAAGCAUAAACUUAAUUCAAAAAGGGCUUUCAAAGCUUUAUACAGCCGCAAAGCUCCUGCAAUUUCGAAAUGCCAGUCCGAGGACUUCUGCUCAUUUUCAACAGAAGUGUGCUGCCAAUUCUUUUUUAAGUGACGUCAUAAACAGUUUUGACGCACGCACGCGCAUAUUUUUUUUCUUCGCUUGCACCUUACGGAAAACUAUAACAUAAAACAUAAACGCAAUCCAGAAAGGGCUUCCAAAGUUUUAUAGUUUGAUUCGUUUGGCGCAAAUCUUAUACACAGUAAAAAGAACACAAUUAAUGAACAUUAAAGUGAAAAGUUGUUUGGCGUUCAGUCAAGUUAAUGUGAUAAGAAACGUUUAAAGUAACUCAACAACAAGGCUAUAAGAAUUAAGCUGAUUGUAGUGUGGUUACAUAUUUGUUUAGAUUCGCCCUGAUAGCCGGUUCUUGACACUUGAGGAGCUCAGUUCACAGCCAACAGAUGCUCACCGACCGAUAAUUCUGGUCAACUCCAAAAACCCCGAAAGGUAAGUCGUUACGACGAGUAGUUUCAAUAUCUCAUUACCAAGUAAUCAAGAGAUUUCUUCAAUUCUUUUACUUUCGAGAGUAUCAAUAAGUUAUACUGCCGACGACGUUUCUUGACACGGCUACACUUUGGGAUUUCAUCCACAGACGCAAAUGGCAGACCCACGUUGUACAGCGUAAUAUCUAGCACCAUUGGAAAGCUUGUAUUUGAAUGAUCAAAUUUACGGAUUUUAUCCACAGACUUAAAAAUAAGUACCACAGGAAAGUACUGCUCAGUUGCUUUCAUUUGAAUGGUCUAGGUUUAGGUUUUUUUUAGUAGAGAAGACCUUGUGAUGUGAUUUUCGCCCGUGAACUUCCAAGCCUGUUCAUCGUUGAGUUUGUUUGUUUGUUGUUUUUUCUUUUCGUUCCUUCAGAAAAACUCCUUCGCCAGUUCUCGCUCCCAAAGAACCAGAAAAAAGCCCAGAGAGACUCGCAAAGGGUUCAAAAUCCAGCAAAGACUUAAAGGGGUUAGUAACCAUGGUCUUGUUGUUCUUCUACUUUAUUGCGAACACUAACGAAGGUCGAUACUUCUGCGAAGAGCAGCGUUUUGUUAUUUCUGUGGGAAAGCCAGGUUUCUUUUUACUCAACACUUCUAUUCUUUUUGCUGAAAGACUUGCAACACACGCUGAUUUUGCAAGAGUAUACAGUGAUCUGUUUUACGACGUAAACCAUGGCGAGAUACUCAAUGGGGGGCUUUUGCCUUUAAAAGUGUCAAAAAGACUGACUGACGAGUAACCUCCCACGCAGGCGUUUUUAUGGGAGCUCGUAUUUCGUUCUUCCCCACAAACGCCUGCUCAACCGAAGACAACAUUCCCUUCCCAAGCUUAGCCAAUCAGAUUGUACCUUCCAAAUUCUGGAAGGUUGACCUUGACCGCAGGGUACCCCGAUGGAUACUCGAUCUGCAUGAAACAUUGGGAAAGCUUUAUAACCUCUAAUAAAUGUUAGACUCAGAGCGGCAAAAGUUAAGACUUAGUCAGAUUUUAGAAUACUCCGUGCACUGCAUAACCUUAAAGGAAGGAAAGAAUAGAAGGGAAAGGUAUCUCUAGGGUCACGUUUUUACACUACCACGAGUUAAUGAAUCGUGUUUAGCCUGUCAACACUUUAUUUCAAAACUUUUGAUUGGUCACUUACCACGCGAAUGAAACAAUGGGAAAGGAAUGUUGUUCUCGGUUGAGCAGGCGUUUGUGGGGAGCGACGAAAUACGAGCUUCCGGAAAAACGCCUGCGUAGGAGGCUAACUGACGAGUGGCAGUGACCAAUUCCUGGUGUUCGCUGAAGUUAAGUUUCCGUUUUUAAAGAGAGGGUUACUCGUAUCUCAGUCUGUUUUGAGAGAUUGCUUAUUCUUCUGUCCUUUCCUUCAGUAAAAAUAAGAUCACGCGCGAACGAGAGGAGCAGAAACAAAAGGAAGAAGAGGCCGCUUUGUCCGAAGUCUCAGCCACGCAACAGGAGGAAGUACCCACCUGGCAGCCCCCUACUGAUGAGGUGCUACAUGGUUAUAUUGAGGAGGUUCGGAACACUAUCCAACCCCUUAGCAACAGUAGCGAGCAGAUAGUAGCACUUGCAAGGUAAGUAUUAAUAACUAUAUGGGACUUAACCCUUUGAUACCCAAAAGUGACCAACAUCAAUUUUCUCCUAACAAUAACCAUAGAUUGUCAAGAGAAAUGGUUGUAAGAAUGAAUAAAAUGAUCACCAAAGACAAAAUGCUUUGAUCUUUUAUCAAAUUCUCUCCACUAAUCUUAAAGGGAAUGUAUGAAGAUCAGUGUGGAGAAUUUGUAUGUGGAACAGAGCAACGCGCGGGACGUGUUAUAGGGGUGCUUACCAUUGAGCGAAAAAUCCCAAAUCUGUCGGACGGAACCGAAGAAUUAUUGUAGAGUCUUUUUUUUCGGAAAUUCCGACCGGAAAAUAAGGAGUACGUACCGUAAUUUACCAUUUCCGUGAGGAAACCGAUAUUUUUACGAAGCAAAACUUAGGACUUAUAAAUUUCUGUCGAUAAUUGCGUAUAAAAUUUCCACAAUUCGGGUUUAUUUCCGGAAAAAUGAAGCCGCCUAAGCCAGGGAACACGAAUUUCCUUUUGGAACAUUCCGACUGGGAAACCUUUUUAGACGUGCCGUUUGGUGCUGAAAAGUUUCCACUGGAACGACCUGAAACGCCUUGUUUGAUUUACUUUCCAACCGAAAUUCCCGGAAACUUUUGUGAAUGGUUAAUCAUUUCACUUGCCCUUUCAUUCCGGGGGAGCGAUAAUGGUCGGGUGUAUUCGCAGGCUAGGUUGGUCUGAACCGAAUGGAAUUUCUCUUUUCAUUUACCUCUUUCUUACGCUGACUUCACGUAUUGAUGUCAACCAGUAGCGCCAUGGUUCUGUAACAAAAGAUUCUUUUGUUUCAUUCGUUACAAAUUUGAAAAACAAAAACAAUAAUUACAAACAGUGAUGUCUCCUAUUCCAGAUUGAAACUGACCAAUCGCUAACCAACUGACAAUGGGUACUUUAUCCAGAUUUUUCAGUCAAAUGGAAGGCCCUCAAGGUGCUGCAUCGUACCCAGGUGCUUCUUGGGAUUUUCGACAAGUAGUCGCGGCGCAAAGAUCAAGAGAAAGCCUUAAAAAACGGAGAGAAACAAGGGAAGGCUCAACGUGAACUUUUUCAUCAUUCCCACGACCCCAUGCUCCGAGACUACCGCCGAAAAUCCCGAGAAGCGCCUGGGUACGAGGCGGCCCAAGAUGUCCUUUUCUGGAAGGUGUCUUAUAGAAGCUAGAAAGAGUUGACUGUGUUGUGGUCUCUAAUCUCUGUUUGAUGUCAUUUCUUCGCAGCUUUGUCAGUGAUAAGAUGGGCGGCUCUGUGGACCGAGAAUCGCUAUCAACGUUCAGUUAUGAACUACCCAUUGGUCAACUAAAAGUCGAACUGAACUCCAAUAUCAUUCCUAUAGGCAAGAUACAAACCGGAAUAUUUUAUCACCGAGCUUUGCUUUUUAAGGUAAAUUAAGGCUACGUUCACACGGCACCGGACGAAUUUCGACCUGCUAAAAAUUUGACCAGACUUGGUUCACACGAGACCGUUCAAUAUUCAUUUGCCCUGUUCAAACGGAACUUUCAGCGGCUUGGCGUCUAAAGUUUUGUACGGUUAGGUUGAUGACCUGUGAACGGAACACCUUACUGCACGUAUACUAAAACGGGUGAUUUUCACAAUUGUUUAGUACCAACAGAAUCGGCAAAGAUCAAUCCCAUGUGCCUUUCUUUAAGUAGCCGUGUUUGUAGUAAGAUAAAACUAGUCGAGUACCGAGUUACUAUGGCGACAUAUAUCAUAGAGAAAUAAAAACGUUUGCUUAACUAUAAGCCAGAAAAUGUACUGUUGCUAGUGAAUAUGAGAUGGUGAUCUUCAAGCGGCUUCUGAGGGGAAAAUUAAGAUAUCAUUUUUCAUCUACGACCCAAAGGAAACCAAGCGUGCUGUUCCUUUUGUAGGCUCUUGCAGACCGCAUUGCUCUGAGCUGUUCGCUGAUUCGAGGAGAGUACAAUAGGGCCUGGAACGAGGUGAUGCUUUGCGAUGAAGCACAGGUAAGAAAGCGACCUAUGUCGCUUAAUCCCAACCACCCUGCUUUGUAUGGAUCAUUUCGGGGUGUUGAUGGCACAAACUACUACUGUACUCUACUCUACCUAGAGCGCUUCCCCUUUAUUAUUAACUACUUCAGGUUCUGGUUGCUCGAAGGUUGGCUAACACUAUUCACCGGAUAAACCGCCAUCCAGGGGAUAAGUAUUACGAAAACCAAUUGAACUAUCCUCUGGAUAAUUUUUUUUUCCGGUGGAUAGCAUUAUCCACCUUUGAACAGCUAAGUUCUGUUCGCCAAAAGCCGACGUUGCGUCACAUUCUUUCCUCAAUGCCCAUUUUUCACUUCUUAUAUGAGUUGAACCAGCAAAAACCUUUAAUCGACCGUAAUGACCCUUGUUGCUAGCCUCCUAGACAGACGUUCUUAGGCCUUUGUCAAGCCUUCCUCUCCCAGGAACGUUCGCGGGUGAGGAACGCGUGACAAAGCCUUAAGAACGUGUGCGUAGGUUUCCUUGUUGUAGAAGUGACUAAUGAAACGCAAAAACGCGAUAAUUAACAACCCGUUAGUGGAGUCUUCCCUGUGUACGCAAAAUGUUGUCAGGAGAUGAUUUUCAGCUUAACUUUUUUUGUUUGUGUGUUUAUAGGAUGGCCAACCUAAGUUUCCUCCUAAAAGUUACAUUGUGGAUCUGAUGCACCUCCCUGGCAGACUUAUGAGUACCGACUCGCCCGAGGCCUCUCUCUACCAAAGGCUCUAGUAGCUUUUCAGUUCACGCCUAAUAGCAUUUUGACGUCGUAGAGUAGUUUUUGCCUUGUAAUGUGGCCUUCGCGACUAAAAUUUCAACUAGUCUCAAAAUAGUUCAGAUUUAUGUCGCGUAAUAAACCAGCAUUUAAUCUUUCUUGGAAGAUGAAGAAUAACAAACCCAGAUCAGAGUAGAAAGCCUGAGAUUUGCAGGAAAAAUCGCUUGUUAAAUGAUGCCAAGGUUUAAAGUUUAUACACAGCCAAUCAACUGAUGUAUUUGUAGAAAACUUCUUAGCGGCAU